Messenger RNA from Populus nigra (black poplar), 851 nucleotides. RefSeq names its product RING-H2 finger protein ATL8-like. The record is from RefSeq and is a predicted model, not a curated record. NCBI's taxonomy places the organism in Eukaryota, Viridiplantae, Streptophyta, Magnoliopsida, Malpighiales, Salicaceae. The coding region runs from base 100 to 684 and encodes 194 amino acids. The transcript has a single exon.
UGAAAGAACACAACACUCUCCCUGUCUCUCUCUCUCUAGCACGCACUCUCGAAAAAGAAAAGAAACGAAACAGAGCUACUCUCUAUCCAUCUCGCUAACAUGACUCGGCCUUUCAGGCUCCUAAACGCUGACAUGAACUCUUCGGCGACUACCACUGGGUCGCCCCCACAACCACCAGCCACGGUGGACCCAGACUUCAUGGUCAUACUAGCAGCACUUCUCUGCGCUCUAAUUUGUGUUCUUGGCCUAAUCGCUGUAGCUCGCUGCGCUUGGCUCCGCCGCUUAUCAUCCCAUACUCCAGCGCCACCAGCUACUCUCCCUCCUCCUCCCGUCGCCAACAAGGGGUUGAAAAGGAAAACCCUCCGCUCCCUCCCCAAACAAACCUUCUCUGAAGAUUCCGCCGGAAAAUUCUCCGACUGUGCAAUCUGUUUAACGGAAUUCUCAGUUGGAGAUGAAAUCCGUGUGUUGCCUCAGUGUGGACAUGGGUUUCACGUGGCUUGUAUUGACACGUGGUUGGGGUCUCACUCUUCGUGCCCUUCUUGCCGUCAGAUUUUGAUGGUUGCCAGGUGUCAGAAGUGCGGGGGUUUGCCUUCAGGUUCGAGUUCUAUUAGUGGCGGUGGCGGGGCUGAAACUGAGGCUGGACUGAAGGAGUGUGAAGAUGAUGCAAAUAGGUUCUUGCCGUAGCUUAGUUAGCUUAUUUAAUAUAUAUAUAUAAUUAUAGCUAGCAAUUUAAUCUUGUUACUAAUUAAAUAUGAUAUUAAUCAAUUCAGGAUUGUAAGCUAAUGUUAUUUAUAUUAGGAUAGUGGCUGUUUGGUAAUUAAUUGAAUAUGAUAUAAUUCCAACUUGUUAUA